Messenger RNA from Miscanthus lutarioriparius, 1008 nucleotides. NCBI's taxonomy places the organism in Eukaryota, Viridiplantae, Streptophyta, Magnoliopsida, Poales, Poaceae. The record is from the annotation of a GenBank genome assembly.
AUGUUCGUGGGCAUCUACGACGGUUCAACGGGCCCGACGCCACAGACUACCUCGUCGCGCACCUGUACGCGGCCGUGUGCCGCGAGCUCGACGGCGUACUGCUGCGCGCGGAGGAGGACAGCGACGACGAGGAGGCGGUGCAGUGCAACGGCGGCGGCGGCCGCGGUGCCCGCGCAUGCGGCGCUCGGGUGCGCGACCACGACGUGCUGGACGCGCUGGCGCGCGCUGAGGAGCACGGAGGCCGGGUACUUCGCGGAGGCGGAGGCGCGCGAGGCGGAGUGCCCGGAGCUGGCGAUGAUGGGGUCGUGCGUGCUGGUGGCGCUGGUGAAGGGCGCCGACGUGUACGUGAUGAACGUCGGCGACAGCCGCGACGUGCUGGCGCAGCGCGCCGAGCCCGACCUGUCGCGGUCCCUCGUCGGCGUCAAGGAGGAGAUCAAGCGGCAGUUCGACGCGUGCGAGAUGGGGGACCUCGCCGCGCUGCAGCUCACCAUGGACCACAGCACCAGCGUCUACAAGGAGGCGAGAAGGAUCAGGAACGAGCACCCCGAUGAUCCUGCCUGCAUCGUGAAUGGCAGGGUGAAGGGUUCGUUGAAGGUGACGAGAGCAUUCGGAGCCGGCUACCUGAAAGAGCCGAGGUGGAACAAGGCUCUGCUGGAGGUGUUCCGGGUGAAGUACGUGGGGACGUCGCCGUACAUCAGCUGCCGGCCGUACCUCCGGCACCACCGCGUGGGGCCACGGGACAAGUUCAUGAUCCUCGCCUCCGACGGCCUCUACGACUACCUGAGCAACGAGGAGGUGGUGGCGCAGGUGGAGGCCUUCACCUCCAGCUACCCCGACGAGGACCCCGCCAAGUACCUCAGCCACGAGAUCCUCCUCCGCGCCGCCAACCAAGCCGGAAUGGGGUUCCAUGAGUUGCUCGAGCUGCAGCAAGGCGACCGGAGGCGGUACCAUGACGACGUCUCCAUCAUCAUCAUCUCGUUGGAGGGGAAGAUUUGGAGCUCAUCAUAG